Oncorhynchus nerka (sockeye salmon) is the source of this 3192-nucleotide messenger RNA. RefSeq names its product Golgi reassembly-stacking protein 2-like. The coding region runs from base 111 to 1406 and encodes 431 amino acids. Gene Ontology annotation, biological process: Golgi organization. Gene Ontology annotation, molecular function: protein binding. Lineage: Eukaryota; Metazoa; Chordata; Actinopteri; Salmoniformes; Salmonidae. The record is from RefSeq and is a predicted model, not a curated record. Gene Ontology annotation, cellular component: Golgi apparatus. The transcript has 10 exons.
ACGUAACAACACAAGCGCUCAACUGGCAGAGUGGGUGACGUGUAGCGGGUAGCAAUAUUACCGAAGCAGGAAAAUAUCUCACAAUAAAUACGAUAUAUAGUAGGGGUGUCAUGGGGGGAUUGCAGAGUGUCGAGAUACCGGGAGGAGGAUCCGAAGGCUACCAUGUUCUUCGGGUUCAGGAGAACUCUCCGGGACACCGGGCAGGACUGGAGCCUUUCUUUGACUUCAUCGUCUCCAUCAACAAUGAAAGACUGAACAAGGACAAUGACACCCUGAAGGACCUAUUGAAAGCCAGUGUGGAGAAGCCGGUCAGGAUGCUGGUCUACUCCUCUAAGACCCUGGAGCUCAGGGAGUCCACCGUCAUCCCUAGCAACCUCUGGGGUGGCCAGGGCCUGCUGGGAGUCUCCAUACGCUUCUGCAGCUUCGAGGGAGCCAAUGAGAACAUCUGGCACGUGCUGGAGGUGGAGCCUAACUCUCCAGCAGCCCUGGCUGGCUUGCGGCCCCACACUGAUUACAUCAUAGGAGCCGACACCGUUAUGAACGAGUCGGAGGACCUCUUUUCUCUGAUAGAGACCCAUGAAGGGAAGGGGCUGAAGCUGUAUGUCUAUAACACAGACACAGACAACUGCAGAGAGGUGGUCAUCACCCCGAACAGUGCCUGGGGAGGGGAGGGCAGUCUGGGAUGUGGGAUAGGAUACGGAUACCUGCACAGAAUUCCCACCCGACCAUUUGAAGAGGGGAAGAAGAUCUGUUUUCCAGGUCCUAUUCCCAGUGGUGAGCCCAUCAGCCCGCUCAAGGAUGGAUUUACUCAGGUUCAGCUGUCAGCUGUAACCCCUCCGCCUGUCAUGCCUUCUGUCCCCACGGGGCUCGAGGAUUCGCUGUCCGGCCUGUCAAUCAGCUCAGCCCCGCCCACUAUCCCAAGCGAGUUUCAGACAGGUCUCCCCACUGUUCCCCUGCUGCCCACCUCUAUCAGCCCCUCCCUGAGCCCCCUAAACCCUGCCUCCACGACCUUCAACCCCGCCACCACGCUACCAGGUCUGAUGCCUAUCCCGGGCAGCUUCUCCCUACUUCCAAACCUCACCAACCUCAACCUCGGCGCACUACCAGACCUCAGUGCUGUGUCGUUAGCAGGUUUCCCUCCACUCGUCCCCCUCCCUCCUCUGAACCUGCCCGGUCUCGCCCCCCUCCCCCCCAUGCCCACCAUGCUGUCCCAGCUACCACUCCUGCCCCCAGGGGUAACAUCUUUUCCCCCGGUCGACCUCUCUUCCCUCACCCUUCCAACAGUCGCCCCAGAGAAGCAGACCCUCCCUGAUGCCACAGUUCCCUCUACUGCCACCGAAUCAGCUGUCGCCUCGGGAACCUCCCCCACGGAAUCACAGGCUUCCACAGAGACAACGUCGUCGUAACACAGGAAGAGUCUCAGACCCAGAACCAAACCUACCAGUUUCUCUGUCUCCUUCUCUCUCUCUUUCACCCUCUAUUUAUUUAGCCAGGAGGGAGAGAAGCAUAUUUCCAGCAGUGAGGCUGGCGCACUCAGAAGGCAGUCAGUUGGAAACUUGGAGCAGAGGAAUGAAUGAUGGACAGAUGGGAUGAAGGAGUGGCAGUGGCUAGAAGCAGAGUAGCCCUACCAGCCUGUCUGUCCCACCCAGCCUCAGUUUCAUACAAAAUUUGAAUUCUCUUCUGUACAUCAGCUUUUUUUUAUAACCUCCCAACCCUUUAGUAAACCCAGAAAUGUCUUUAGUUAGAAAUGUCUUCAUAUAUUCAUUUUGGUUAAAUUGCUUACCGUAGAUUGUUUCUGUUAAAGGGGCAAUCUGCAUUUCUUAUAAAUUAAUUAUAUGUACCAAUUAAUUCUUGAGCCCCAUUCUACCCCAAGAUAUAAGCUUGUUUUACACCAAUGUUGGUAAACAAAGUAGAUGUGAACAAACACAAAACAUGCCUAAAACUAACUUUAAUUUUGAUAUCAUGAAUGUUCAGUCCUUGCAUUUCUCCAUCCCCAUCCCUAAGCUUUUUACCGAAACCGGGGCAGGGAGUACGGUUUGUUUCAACUGCUGAUUGCUGCUUUAAAGAAUGAAAUCUGCAUUAUUUUAUGCCACAUUUGUGUGUUGAAAUCAUCAGGUAUGCAUGCAUGCUUGUACCUAUGUAAUACAUUUCUAUGCAUUGUUAGUUUCAACAAAACUCUAAAACCUUGAGGGUGCUAAUUACUAGAUGUCUAUACAAGACGUGACCAAAAUUGAGAUAUCGUCAGAACUAUGAACCAUUUGUGGCUGGGGUAGGGUAUCUGGUUAAAAUCAUCUGUUACGCGCUGUAGUACCAUCCGGGAUAGAACAAUGAGCCUAAUGUUUCACGGUAUGUAUAAAUCGGAAGCAUCCAGUUGGCAUUUCCUCUCACCUCCAAAUAUGGUGAUGAGAGGAAGCCCAGUGUCCAGCAGUGAGAGAAGAUGGCCCGAGAUGGAUUCUGGCUGACAUUAUACACAUUUUCUCAUCAAUUUUUUUUAAACAUUUGAUCUCAAUACAGUUCUGUUCCCAAAACUCGAAUAUGUUACAAACAGAGUGGACUAACUACCCUUUGCAAAAGUUUUUAAAAAUAGGAGUUGUUCAGGAAUGCAAGGACGAAUUGAGUUAUUGCACACACACACUUCAGAGUAGACGUUCCUUAAUGGUAAUAUGCAAAAACAUGCUAGAACACGCCAAUAGGAUCUUUCUAGCUCUUGCUUGGCUCUGCCCACUAUGAUUAAUUUGCUCCCAUUGGAAAUGACAGGCUGUGGUCUCUUGGGUUUAGUUAGUCAAACAGUAAGGCAUGAGGGAGUGUGAUAUAUUUUGACAAUAUACCACGGCUAAGGGCUGUUCUUAAGUAUGACGCAACGCUGAGUGCCUGGAUACAGCCCUUAGCCCUGGUAUAUUAGCCUUAUACCACAAAUCCCCAAGUUGCCUUAUUGCUAUUAUGAACUGAUUACCAACAUAAUGUUUUGUCAUACCCAUGGUAUAUGGUCUGAUAUACCACGGCUUUCAGCCAAUCAGCAUUCAGGGCUCGAACCACCCAGUUUAUAAAGUAUUUGGUACUGUCCUCUGGCAUGGCCAGAUGGUUGGAAAUGGAAGGCGCAGUGGGGUUGUUCAACCAAAUGAGGGCACUGUUCCAACUUUAUGUUAACGUCCUGUGCAUACAUACUCGAGCAAUAAAGCCAAUGGAAUUUUA